AUAUACAUUUUCAGCAAUAGUAUUCAAUUCGAUGAGGUGUUGACAAAGGGAACGUGUUGUUGAAGGGACAAUCUCAAAAACCUUUCUUCCUCGUACCCUUACCUCUUCCUCCUUCAAUCUCCUUUUCAAUUUCCCAAAAUCCUUAGUUGGAGGAAGAGAUGGUUCUGUCUCAGAAGCUUCACGAAGCUUUCAAAGGCACCGUCGAGAGGAUCACUGGCCCGCGAACCGUUUCCGCCUUCAAAGAAAAGGGUGUUCUCAGUGUCUCCGAGUUUGUUACCGCCGGCGAUAAUCUCGUUGCCAAAUGCCCCACCUGGUCCUGGGAAUCGGGUGAGCCAGGGAAGAGGAAGCCAUACUUGCCACCUGAGAAACAGAUAUUGAUCACUAGAAACGUGCCUUGUCUUCGGAGGGCUGCAUCUGUUGAAGAAGAAUACGAAGCUUCCGGAGGGGAAGUUCUGCUUGAUGGUGAUGAUAAUGAUGGCUGGCUAGCAACUCAUGGGAAACCUAAAGAAAACAAAUCUGAUGAGGAUGAUAAUUUACCUUCCAUGGAAAGCCUAGAAAUCAGCAAAAAGAGUUCUAUUAAGCAAAUUCCUUCUUACAUGGGAGCUGAGGAUGACGACGAUAUUCCGGAUAUGGCAGACUUUGAUGAUAAUUGCAAUGUUAUCGAAAAUGAUCCUGCCACUCUUCAGUCCACGUAUCUAGUAGCUCAUGAACCUGAUGACGAUAAUAUUCUACGAACCCGAACUUAUGAUGUCAGCAUCACGUAUGAUAAAUAUUAUCAAACACCACGAGUAUGGCUUACUGGGUAUGAUGAGGCAAGAAUGCUUUUGCAACCAGAACUUGUCCUUGAAGAUGUUAGUCAAGACCAUGCUCGCAAAACGGUAACAAUUGAAGACCAUCCUCACUUGCCUGGGAAGCAUGCAUCUAUUCAUCCAUGUCGACAUGGAGCAGUGAUGAAGAAAAUCAUUGAUGUCUUGAUGUCACGUGGGGUUGAGCCUGAAGUUGACAAGUACCUAUUCUUAUUCCUAAAAUUUAUGGCUUCUGUAAUUCCAACAAUUGAGUACGAUUACACCAUGGACUUUGAUCUUGGUAGCUCCAGCAAUUGACCAAGAGCCUGUAUAUUUGCAAUUGGAGAUUAUGGAUCAGAAAGCUGGGGAUAGCAGCACUGUGAAGAAAAUAAAUUCAGCUUGUGAUGUUGAGGCUUUAAAAAAGUGUUUGGAAGAGAACAAGGGAGAUUAUGUCAAAUGUCAGACACAGAUUGAGGCUUUCAAGUCAUCAUGUUCACUCAAAAAACCAAACCCCUCUCUUGAUUCUUCUUCACGUUAGAUCAAGUUUGAUGGUUCUGAUUCUUGAGUUGAUUUCUGGUUGUACCGUCUUAUGGUAAAGGGAUGAUUAUGAACUGAACUUUAUGUCUUUCCCGAUGAUAUUCCUCAGUUGUAUCAAUAUUUAAUAAUAAUAAUAAUAAUCGUGAUAGAAUGAUUUGAUUAUUA
Molecule: messenger RNA, 1487 nt
Organism: Vigna radiata var. radiata (mung bean)
Lineage: Eukaryota; Viridiplantae; Streptophyta; Magnoliopsida; Fabales; Fabaceae
Product: autophagy-related protein 3
Exons: 10
Coding region: 159-1103 (314 amino acids)
Biological process (GO): nucleophagy; autophagy of mitochondrion; autophagosome assembly
Cellular component (GO): cytoplasmic ubiquitin ligase complex; cytosol
Molecular function (GO): Atg8-family ligase activity
Source: RefSeq, a predicted model, not a curated record